AUGUCAAAUGCAACUCAUAAAUCUAUCGCUCAACUUAAAAAGGAAGCUAUUGUUGCUUAUGAACCUAAUCAUUUUAGUAUAAAGCAAUGGUUAAAUUCAACAAACAAAAUACUCGAUGCGGCAAAAUUUGCAAAAGAAAUUAACGAGAACAAUGCCAAUGAAACUAUAUAUGUAAAUAAUAUAAGAGCUACAAGUAUAUUAUUAGAAAUAAUACCUAAACACAGAGAUUAUCAUCAUGAAAUUCAUAAUCGAGUAGGAUCAACUUAUUCUGAUUUCUUCAAAUUAAGAAAUACUUGA
Molecule: messenger RNA, 297 nt
Organism: Funneliformis mosseae
Lineage: Eukaryota; Fungi; Glomeromycota; Glomeromycetes; Glomerales; Glomeraceae
Source: the annotation of a GenBank genome assembly